Rotaria sordida is the source of this 1350-nucleotide messenger RNA. Lineage: Eukaryota; Metazoa; Rotifera; Eurotatoria; Philodinida; Philodinidae. The record is from the annotation of a GenBank genome assembly.
AUGACAACCGAAAGUCGUAUAUCUACUCGUUUCCUUGAUGCUGACAAAGAGCCCCUGCGAGCCUUGACACCAAUUGAAGGCUAUGAAAAGAAGCCACUGGUGUCACUUGAAGACGCUGUUCGACCAUUGAGACACCUGCUUCAUAAUCUGGAUAAUAUGGUAUCCACUGCUAAAUGGAACACACGCGAGCCACAAGAUAAUCUUACUCCUGAUGAAUCGGCCGCUAUUCAUCUGUAUACGAUGCAAUGGCAAAAGCCCCAUUCUAGUCUCUAUAUACUUCUUAACCAAACACUCCGUUCUGAACAACGAAUUGACCUCAUACCGUGGUUUCUUUAUCUUAAACUUCUUCUCACUGCUUUAUACAAACUUCCAUCAAUCAAAGAUGUGAUAUGGCGUGGUAUUCGUGGAGAUGUUAUACCAUUACGUUCUACUAACAUUGAUACUCAUGCGAGAUGGAUACAGAACGGUCUAACUGUAGCUGGAGAUAAUCAACAAGGUAAUAGUUUUAACCAGCUCAAUCGUCCAUGCGGUUUAUUUGUUGAUUAUAAUCAAAGUGUUUAUAUUGUUGACCGCUAUAAUCAUCGUAUUAUGGAGUGGAAAUAUGGUGAGACGAGUGGUCGAGUUGUUGCUGGAGGAAACGGACGUGGAAACGAAAAUAAUCAGUUAAGUCUUCCUACAGAUAUAAUCAUCGACACAAACACUGAUAGUCUUAUCAUCUGUGAUGCAGAAAAUCGGCGAGUAGUACGAUGGCCUUGUCGAGGUGGAACAAAUGGAGAAACAAUCAUCUCGAAUGUAGACUGUUUCGGCUUGACAAUGGACGACAAUGGAUUUCUUUAUAUUUCUGAUGAUAUGAAGAAUGAGAUUAGACGUUGGCGAACAGGAGACACUCAUGGAGAACUAGUAGCGGGUGGUAAUGGGAAAGGGAAUGAUUUCAAUCAGUUCAAUCGUCCAACAUACAUAUUCAUCGACAAGGAUCAUUCACUGUAUGUGUCAGAUCAUAUCAAUCGCCGUGUUAUGAAAUGGAUGAAAGGUGCAACCGAAGGUAUUGAAGUUGUCGGUGGUUGUAGUCUUGAAAAUGAUCCUUCACAAUUGUCACGUCCUCGAGGAAUAGUUGUCGAUCAAUUAGGUACUAUCUACGUGGCUGACUUCGAGAAUCAUCGAAUUAUGUGUUGGCUGAAAGGAGUCAAGCAAGGAAAUAUCCUUGUUGGUGGAAACGGUAAAGGAAGAGAAUCAAAUCAAUUCGAUGGUCCUAAUGGUUUAUCAUUCGAUCGACAGGGCAAUCUCUAUGUCGUUGAUUGUGACAAUAAUCGAGUACAAAGAUUCAAUAUCGAUUUAGGUUUUUUACCUUAG